Messenger RNA from Plasmodium malariae, 3021 nucleotides. RefSeq names its product conserved Plasmodium protein, unknown function. The transcript has a single exon. Gene Ontology annotation, biological process: DNA replication initiation; DNA replication. Bases 1 to 3021 code for a protein of 1006 amino acids. The record is from RefSeq and is a predicted model, not a curated record. Gene Ontology annotation, cellular component: nucleus; nuclear origin of replication recognition complex. Gene Ontology annotation, molecular function: DNA replication origin binding. NCBI's taxonomy places the organism in Eukaryota, Apicomplexa, Aconoidasida, Haemosporida, Plasmodiidae.
AUGAGUUAUCCAUUGAAUAACCUGAGCCUGGAGAACAUUGCGAAUGUUAAAAUAAAGGCUUACAAAAAUGUAAAUAUAUAUGAGGACAGGGAAGGAAAAGAAGGGGAAAAUGAAAAUUUCUACAAUGUUUAUAUUUUAACAUAUAUAAAACAUAUCGUUAGGAUAAAAGCAAAUUUGGCUUUACAUGGAGGAUUAUACAGUAAUUAUUUCGAAAAAUAUGAAGAAGAGUCCAUCUCAAACAUAAUGUAUGAAUUAUUAUUAAAUAAGAACGAAUUGGACAAAGAUGAUAAGGGUGAUAAGGAUAAUGAGGAUAGCAAGGAUAAAGGGAAGUAUGGGCAAAGGAGUAAUAAGGACACAAAGCCGAGUAGCAUUAACCAAAGUAUCAUAGGAGGAAAAAAGGAACAACAACCAAGAGAAACCGGACUCCCUGAAAGAGGUAACCUAACUGAGGAGGAACAGAAAAAAGAUUUGAAUUACUCAAUUAAAGAAUUGCUAAAAAAGUUAAUUAAGUCAUACAAGAUUAGAGAAAAUAAAAUAUUCUUAGUUACUGGAAUGUUAGGGUGUGGGAAAACUACCUGCGUGAGCUUAGCCAUAGAAUAUUUUAAUAAAUUUUUGCAAAUUGAAAAAAAUAUGAACAAUAAGAAUAAUAGAAAAAAUGUUUUAUUUGUUUCCCCUGAUGAGGGUAUAAAUAAAAAGAUAUACAAGAAAACUCCCUAUAUUAGUAGGAAUUACCAACAAGAGGAUUUGAAUACGUCUGACUCUACACCAACUCAUGCUAAGAAGAAAAUCAGGAUUAACUGCGAUGAACCGCUUUUUAAUUUCACUCCAAAAAAGAACAAAAACAAUGACAAAAUGCUGGAAAGUAAAAUGAUAAAAAAUAGAAUAACAAAAUAUACCAAAACGAGUAACAGCACGGUAAAUUCAAAUGAAUCCGCUUCAGAGAGUGAGGAAGAGAACCUGAUUAAAAAAAAUUGCUCUUUUAAUUUGAGGGAAAAUAUAUAUAAUUCAAAUGUUGCACAGAUAAAUGAUAACAUAAAAAAUAUUUUCGAAAAUAAUGAUUUAUCUCCACUCAGAAAAAAUGCAAAUAUAAGGAACAAAAUUCAAUAUGAACAAUUGUUUAAAAAAAAUAAUAAUUAUACUAAAGAGGAGGAAGCAGAUAGUAAUGAGGAAAAUUCAGAGUUUAAUGAAAAAUAUCGAAAAAUAGUAGAAGAAAUUAAAAAAGAAGAAAAUGAAGAAAGAUGUAUUUAUACAAUUCGUAUUAGUGCAUAUCUAUAUAGAGACGAUUUACAAUGUAUAAAGUCUAUCUUAACACAGUUAUAUAAUUACAUCAAUACAGAGGAAAAGAUGGAAACUAAUUUAUUACUAAAUGAUUAUAUUAUAAUAUUAGAGCAAUUGUUAAUUCAAAUAAAUAAUGAAAAGAAACAAACAUUAUUAAUAAUAGAAAAUGUGGAAAAAUUUUGUUUACAAAAUAAGCAAAAUUUAUUAUAUACCUUAUUUGAUUUACUACAUAAAAGAAAUAUUUCUAUUAACAUUAUCUGUGUAACUAACGUAUUAGAUAUUACUCAAACAUUAGAAAAAAGAAUUAAGUCUAGGUUUACUUUUGAAAUGUUACAUAUAUCUCCUAUUUUAAAUAUAGAAGAAAUUUCGAAAUUAGUAUACAAAAUAUUGUAUGUUAAUUUAGACGAUUUUCAUCUUAUUAAAAAAUAUUAUUCUGUUUAUUUUACAUAUUCAGAUUUGAUCAAAAUUCAAAAAUUUUUACAAAUAUAUAAUUCUACUAUGCAGAAAGAAAUUGCCGAUGAACAUUUGUUGAAACAGUGGUCAUACGAUAUAAAUUAUGGGCUCGACAUAAGGCAUAUAUACCACACCUGUGUAGACGCGAUUCUCUCCAUAUGUGAGUACAAGCAUAUCUUAAAUUCGAACAGGCGUACAUUUAAGAAUAACACACUUCUGGAUUCUUACUCCGGUAGGCACGCAUACGGGGGGGAAGUAGAAAAUGGGGAAGAAGCGGAAAAUGGGGAAGAAUCAGAAAAUGGGGAAGAAUCAGAAAAUGGAGAAGAUUCCUCUAACGUAUAUACUAAAGGCAGUUACUUAACAGGAGGUAUAACCCUUUCGUGUAAUGACACACAUGCAAGAGAAGUUGAUAAGGGCAUGGCUGAUAUGAGAGAAAUGGAAUACGAUAAUUAUGGGGAGAGCAGAAAAGUAGGUAACCUAAGCAACUUAGGGGAAGCAAUACCAAGAAAAGGUAAGAAGAACAAGAAUAAUAAUGAUAAUUUAUCUUCCUUCGUUGGUGCUGACAAAUUAUGUUUCUUUUCCAAAGAGAAAAGGGGUAAUGUAGAAUAUUUAAGGGAACGACAAGGUAAAUUAGAUUGCACUCCUGUAAAAAGAAAUUUUAACAGCGGGAAUGACAGUGGUAAUGAUAGAGUUGGUGGUAUUGGAAGUCGAAGUGGUAAUGAUAAUGUAAGGGAUCCUGAUGGGGAUGCCCAUAGACAGGAAGAAAACUUCCACUUUGAUAUGCACAUGGAUAUGAGUCCGCGUAAAUUAAAGGAAAACAUAAAAUUCAAAAGUAAUACGGAAAGCCAAUACAUAUUGAACAACGUUCAGUCCAAGUUUAUUAGGAAGCAUUAUAUUAAAAAGGUGUUACGUGAUCUAUGCUCAAUUGAGUAUAUGAUAUUAUGUGCUUUUACAAGGUUAUAUAAAAAAGAGAUAUUACCAAAAACGUUGUAUGUAAUUAUAUUAGAAAUAAAUAAAUUUAAACAAGCGUACCCACAAGAACAAAUUAUCGGCUUUUCAGUAGAUGCUUACAGAAGAUCAUUCUUUAGAUUAGUAGACUUAGACAUUAUCGUUUUAUCCUCUUAUUCAUUAAGCCAUUUGAAUAUCAAAAAUUUUAGUAACGAUUCCUUUGGGUUACAUGAACCAACCAAAUUUCCUUGUUAUGAUAUAUUUCUGGAAAACUUGGAAUCCUAUAAUUUAAACCAUAAUCUAAUUCAGUGGGUAAAGCACAAUACCGAGGUUAUGCAGUAG